CCGCAGCCAAGCGUGUGACAACCCCCACACUCGCCUAGCUGCAACUCCCUCCUCCCUGAAAUCCUUCCUUUUUAUUCCGGUUUCCAGAGCACGUCUCCAGGCUUCGACGACACCACGCUGGGACGUAAGUGCCGAGGGCCGCGGCGUCUGACGUCAUGGCGUAGAGCCUAGCAACAGCGCAGGCUCCCAGCCGAGUCCGUUAUGGCCGCUGUCGUCCUGAAGAGGAUGAGGGGGCCAGAACAAGCGAAACUGCUGCCCGGGUCGGCCAUCCAAGCCCUUGCGGGGUUGGCGCGGCCGCUGGUCUUGGCGCUCCUGCUUGUGUCCGCUGCUCUAUCCAGUGUUGUAUCACGGACUGAUUCACCGAGCCCAACUGUACUCAACUCAGCUAUUUCUACCCCAAAUGUGAAUGCUUUAACACAUGAAAACCAAACCAAACCUUCUAUUUCCCAAAUCAGUACCACCCUCCCUCCCACAACGAGUACCGAGAAAAGUGGAGGAGCAUCUGUGGCCCCUCAUCCCUCACCUACUCCCCUGUCUCAAGAGGAAGCUGAUAACAAUGAAGAUCCUAGUAUGGAGGAGGAGGAUCUUCUCAUGCUGAACAGUUCUCCAUCCACAGCCAAAGACACUCUAGACAAUGGCGAUUAUGGAGAACCAGAUUAUGACUGGACCACGGGCCCCAGGGAUGACGACGAGUCUGAUGACACCUUGGAAGAAAACAGGGGUUACAUGGAAAUUGAACAGUCAGUGAAAUCUUUUAAGAUGCCAUCCUCAAAUAUAGAAGAGGAAGACAGCCAUUUCUUUUUUCAUCUUAUUAUUUUUGCUUUUUGCAUUGCUAUUGUUUACAUUACAUAUCACAACAAAAGAAAGAUUUUUCUUCUGGUUCAAAGCAGGAAAUGGCGUGAUGGCCUUUGUUCCAAAACAGUGGAAUACCAUCGCCUAGAUCAGAAUGUUAAUGAGGCAAUGCCUUCUUUGAAGAUUACCAAUGAUUAUAUUUUUUAAAGUAAUGUGAUUUGAAUUUGCUUAUUAUGUAAUUUUAUUUGCUUGACUUUUUAUAUGCUAUUGUGCAGAUGUUUGCCAUAGGCAAUUGGUACUUAAAUGAGAGGUGGGUCUCUCUUUUGCCUUGGUGCUUUGGAAAUUAAAUGUCACAAACGAGUAUAUAAUUUUUUAUCUGUACUUUUAGAGCUGAGUUUAAUCAGGUGUCCAAAAUGUGAGUUAAGCAUUAUCUUAUAUUUACACUGUUAGUUUUUAUUGUUUUAGAUUUAUUAUGCUUCUUCUGGAAGGAUUAGUGAUGCUACUUUCAAAAGAUCCCAAACUUGUAACUAAGUUCUAACAUAUCUGUUACUGCUGACUCACAUUCAUUCUCUGCCAUUCGAAUACUAUUUUUUAUCCACACAUUUUUUUGUGUUCCCAAACUGUAAUGUACAAGGACAUGUGUGAUAAUGCUUUGGAUUUGAGUAGUAUUUUUUUUUCUUCCAAGAAAACUGCUUUGGAUAUUUUUAGAUAAUUUAAACAUAAUUUAGGAUAACGAUAUUGCUCAAUCUGACCACAAUUUUAGGUAAAACAUUAAAUGUGUCAAGAAGUCUUGGCAACAGGGACUCUGCAGCUUGCAGUGGACAUAGAUAAAAUGUUACAGAGAUACUACUAUUUUUUUGGUUGGGAUUACUAUAUUUAGAAGUAGAAACUGGUAAAAUGUUAAAUACAUGUACAAUUGCUUUUAGUUAGCAAUUGAUUGUAGCAUGGGUUCCUCCAAGGUUUCAAGCAAUGGGCAGAGUUUAAAGUUAUAUCAGAUUUGUUUACUUCAUUUAUUAUUUUACAGUAAAUUUGAAUAAAUCUUAGGGGCCAUUAUCAAAUAAUACUGUAUCUAGGUCUUUCAAGUUAAAAUUAUACCUGAAUGAAAUUGUUUGUAUACAUAAAGGAUAUUUGUGUACAAUGACCUUUUUUCCCCCACACUUGCUUUCUUUUCUUUUUUAUGGCAACUGGAAAUUAUUUACUAUAUUUCAUUUAUGUUUGUCUUUCUAUCAUAAAGAAUUGAUCAAUAUGUAAAUAUGUGAUUUGAACCAUGGUUAACUUACAAGUGUUACUACAGCUUUUUAGAAAACAUAGCCCUAAGAUAUGUUAAGCAGGGCCCGGGUGAGCCAGUGGGCUUGCGCUUUAUGUAGAGCUGGAAGAAGGCCGUCCAUCCCGUCUCUCGGGUGGAGAGUGUACUUUCCUAAUAAGAAAGGGAAGCACAAUGGAAAUACCCCGAACCAUUUUAUUGCAGUAAUUUUUUUCAUAUCUGAAACUAUUAUUUAAUAUUUUGAAUAAGAUUUUAAAAAAUAAAUGGCAAAGAUAUAAAUCUAUGA
Rhinopithecus roxellana (golden snub-nosed monkey) is the source of this 2342-nucleotide messenger RNA. RefSeq names its product chromosome 3 C5orf15 homolog (gene C3H5orf15). The coding region runs from base 202 to 999 and encodes 265 amino acids. The record is from RefSeq and is a predicted model, not a curated record. Lineage: Eukaryota; Metazoa; Chordata; Mammalia; Primates; Cercopithecidae. The transcript has 3 exons.